UGUUUCAACAUGGCGGGUGAUGUAGGUGAAAGUGGUGAUGUUCAGUCCAUAAACUGGACUGCUGAGGUAGAAGUAAGCCUUUUUCAUGCCAUGCGUGGUCACAAACCUGUAGGUGUGAAUAAACACUGGCAGAUGGCGUGCAUACAAGAUAAGUUCAGCAAUGCCAUGAACAUGAAAAUCACUGCUGAACAGAUAUGGCAGCAUCUAGGAACUAUGUACGACUUGCAGGCUCUGCAUGACUCAGAGAUUAUACCAUUUCCUGUCAAGGAGGUAGACUUUAACUUACCACAAUCAGAGUUUGGCGAACAAAUGAAAGACAAGCAGAAAGGGGCUCAGAAAGGAAAAGAGACCCCGGGAAAGGAGAAGAAAGAGAAGAACAAAGAUACACCGAAAGAGAAAGGGAAGGAUACGGUGAAGGAGAAGGGCAAAGAUACUCCGAAAGAAAGAGGGAAGGAUAAAGAUUAUAAAGAGAAGGUGAAAGAGUCACCAAGGGAGAAGGGGAAGGACACAGUGAAGGAAAAGACAAGAGAACAUCACAGAAGUUACGAGAGAAGCCGAGAUCGUGAGAGCCUAUCGUCUGAUGAAGUGCCAGCAGUGAAAUCAUUGGCACGGUUAAAGUCGGAGCCGUCGUCGAGGUCAGCAUCGCCAGCGCCCUCUGACUCAGCGAAGCGAAAACGCGGCCGCCAGACGCAUUCUUCGGCGAGCCCCGCCGUGACGCCGCAUCACACGAAGCGGCUGCGGCGAGUGUGACCGAGCGGCGAUCGAAAAGUUCCCGGCGUCUGCCACGAGGUGGCGUCGCGUGUUGCUGACACCUGCUGUACAUAAUAGAUAGAGGGGGUUUGUUGCGUGUGAAUGCAGCACACCCCCCGUUAAUGUUAAUGUUACUGUAUAGAAUGCCGUAGAACAUGUAAACAAUAGGUUAUAUCAUCGGCUGGUUGCAUGGUCAACCACCUCGAAUGUAGAGGAUCAAGCUAACUGUAAAAACUUAAAUUUGAGCUCUUAAGGUAAAUAGGGGGAAGUGGCAGUAAACCAACUAGUGAGUCAGGCUAUCUGUGGAUGGUUACUUCAUUGUGUCUGCGUUUCUAACUACAUGUACUAUUAACACCCCAUUAUAUACUGUUUUGUUAUUCUAGCAGGACUGGAUGGAAUUUAAUGGAGGGAGUAUAAUGCACUAAUAUAUGCACCUCACGAGCAGUAAGUAGGGUAUGUUAGAACUAGGUGGGAUAAAGCAUUCUUUUUGUCUGCACACAAAAAAAAACAUUGCAAUGAUCAAUGGCACGUUUGUCUGAAAUUUCAUAAAUAAUCAUGACUUGUGAGUCUCAAGUGUCACACAUUGCAUUGCUUUGUACGAUACUUCACAUGUGAGACAAUAUGAGAUGACACGGCAUUGUUUACAACAAUAACACAUAAACAAGCACCUUACGUAAUGUUCGGUAAUAUUAUUUUUAUAUACACUGGAGUUGGACUCGACAAAAGAGAAAAAAAUGUGAUUGAGAAAAAAUGGUAAAUUGUGACAAAUACGCGUGUCGAUGUGUGUAGUUUGAGGUAAAGAAUGUUUAUGUGUUGAUUGACGUGUGUUUUUGUAUCAGUCCUGAUCCUUUGAUUAUAUCAUGUUCCUGUGAUGUCGUGUACAUAACAAUAUGGUAUGUGGGUUACUUUACAUGACGGUUACACCUUUAACUGGAGGAUAUACCGUUAACAGGUUUGUGUACGUGUGUCAAACAUAUGAUGCCGUGUUAAAAACCCUUUAUUAUUUGAAGAUAGAAGUUCAUUAAACAGAUUUGUAUGCAGAAUUUUGGACUUUUUUUGCCGUAAAUGUUCUCAAUUUUCGUAAAAGCAUUUCGUGCUACUCUCUUUGUAUCAAAGGUUAUCGAAUUCAAACCAAUAGUUGUCAUUGUUCCUUUACGAUAAAGAUUAUCAUGUACACGAAA
This is a messenger RNA of Priapulus caudatus, 1931 nucleotides long. RefSeq names its product MRG/MORF4L-binding protein-like. Gene Ontology annotation, cellular component: NuA4 histone acetyltransferase complex; nucleus. Lineage: Eukaryota; Metazoa; Priapulida; Priapulimorpha; Priapulimorphida; Priapulidae. The transcript is spliced from 4 exons. The record is from RefSeq and is a predicted model, not a curated record. Gene Ontology annotation, biological process: regulation of transcription by RNA polymerase II. Bases 10 to 750 code for a protein of 246 amino acids.